UUAUUUUAUGCCAUGGUGUGGGCAUGCUCAUCCAUGGCGUAUGCCCGUCCGGUCACAGCAGAUAUGAUCAAAGGCUUGGCCAAAAUCACAAUAGCCAGAAUCAAGAAGAUUAAAGCUGAGCAUUUUAGUAUGUCUCCCGAGAUAAGCUUUGGCACUUAUGAAGACACUCCCAUUGAAGGUUUAACCUCGAUUGUCGGUCACCUGGGCUCCUUGCAGGUGAGGUUGGGUGUCCCACCUGCACAUCAUCUGAGGCAAGUGGAGGGGGAUGUGGACAAUCUGCUUAGUUACCUUCGUAGGAUGGCCGGCAAUCAGGGCUGCACACUACCUAAAGCGGACGGCAGUCUGCUUAAGUCCGAGACGCACUUCCCCAUCACAUCAUACUACCACAGCCUGCUGGAUCUCCAGAGAUAUCUGGAGAAACUCUGUCUAAACUUGGACAAGCUGAAGCCAUGUUAAAGGAGCAGGCAUUUUUCCUCUCUUUGUGCUGAUCUCUUCCACACAAACGCACACACACACACACACACACACACACACACACACACACACACACACACACACACACACACAAAUACACACACACACACACACACACACACUUAAAUAUGUUUGCCUUUUAAAGAAAACUAAAUUAUCAGUAAAUUAUGCAAGGGCUCUUAUUGCUGUAUUGAAUUUCACUUUGUUAUUUAUCAGCAUAUUUUAUAUAAAUGCACUGAUGUCACAUUUAAAGAAAAGUAUAUGCUAUUUUGCCAUGAGCUGAGGUGCUAUUACAGAAAUA
This is a messenger RNA of Sardina pilchardus (European sardine), 775 nucleotides long. It is a transcript of the gene lepb, whose product is annotated as leptin b. Gene Ontology annotation, biological process: signal transduction. Lineage: Eukaryota; Metazoa; Chordata; Actinopteri; Clupeiformes; Clupeidae. Gene Ontology annotation, molecular function: hormone activity. The transcript has 2 exons. The coding region runs from base 13 to 456 and encodes 147 amino acids. Gene Ontology annotation, cellular component: extracellular region. The record is from RefSeq and is a predicted model, not a curated record.